Messenger RNA from Strongylocentrotus purpuratus (purple sea urchin), 6635 nucleotides. Its product is annotated as mediator of RNA polymerase II transcription subunit 15. Bases 361 to 2955 code for a protein of 864 amino acids. Lineage: Eukaryota; Metazoa; Echinodermata; Echinoidea; Camarodonta; Strongylocentrotidae. The transcript is spliced from 2 exons. The record is from RefSeq and is a predicted model, not a curated record.
CUGAUGCUGAAGCACGCUCGCACAGCCGACAGGUAUAGAUACAGAUUACGUAGGAACAAUUUAUUGGACUCAUUUGCAAAGAAAGCCUGUCUACCUAGCUCUAAUUAACUCCAACUAACGCUUGAUAGGAAAUACAUAGUGAAACAUAACAGGAUGAGGAAGUUAUAAGCCGGUAUAGAACCUGAUUUUGAACACGGACACCGCACCAGACUCAUAUUGCCGAAACUGUAGCCGUAUUUUCCGGCGUCUUGAUUUGGGAACUCGGUACCGCUGAGGAAGGAAUAAACCCGGUAUAUUUGGAACGGAUUGUUUACUAUAGAUACUGUUGAAUGUGUAUGUAUUAGCGGUCUGUGGAGUUCGAUGACUAUGGAGCAAGGGAAGGGCUCUGAAACGGGGACCCCCGUCUAUAUGGACAGUGGGGAUGAAAAUCCUGAUAGCUACAAUAAAAUGAAAUUUCACGCCAGUAAAAUGGACCUUAAUCUACGUAUUUUGAGAGAUCAAAUGACAAAUCUUCGGGAUAGUGGUGACGAGAUUUCCAGGCAGAUGGCAUCAAUGUACAGAAACUUCCAAAAGGUGAAGGACGAGGACCGAGUGAGUGAUGAGGGAGAUGCCGAAGACAGCGGGGAUGAGAACAUGCGUGACCGCAGCUGCGUCGAUACGGAGGAUGACGUCAACCAGAUGACAGACUUGGACGCUGACGAGUCGAGUAUGUCAGGCAGGAUGGGACCACUACCAAAGGGACAGAUCGCCAACCUGCAGCGCAAGAAAGCUGCACAGAACGGACGCGAUCAACCUGCCAAGAAUUUAAAUAGAGGCAAGGGGUAUAAUAACCAGCGAGGCCAAAACAACGUCCCCGGUAUGAACAAUAAGUCUAGAGACAGCAAUGCCAACGAUGUAUCGUCGGAUAUAACCACCACCACGACGAGAAAUCCUGAUGCGCCAUUGAGCGGCAUGGAUGGAGAUGCGGAGGAUAAUUCUGAGGAGGAUACACUGAGUGAGAGUGAAUGCAGUGGAAACUGUCUUUGUUGUUCAUCGAUUGCUUCGUACCAAGGCAUCCCAUGGACUAUCCGUCGGCCUAGUUCUGCUGAGACAACAGAGUACGACAGUGAUAGCUCAGAGUGCAGUGAUUAUGAAGAUGACCGUUACCGAUCUAAGAGAGCUCCUCUUCACGCUCGUCUCAGCCCGUUUUUCCAUCAGGAAUGCAGUCAUUCAGAGAGCAGCUCACCUCUAGAGGAAGAUGUCGACGAGGUGCAAAAAAUGCCAGUCAAGAGGAUGAGUCCUCUAGGAUGUGAAAGUCCAAGUAAAACCGACGCCCUCCCGGAGGCCAAACGAGACAGCAAACCAAAAGCAUCUGCCAAUGGGGCUACAGGUGGCCCGCCAAAACCAGCUCCAAAGCCCGCCAGGAAGCCAGCUCCAUCAGCUGCAACGAAAGCCAAACCAGAAAAAUCAAAAGAACCAGGAAAGCCAGAACGAAAAGAAAAAAAGGACAAGGUACAAAAGCAAGAAGUUAGCUUAUCGGAAGCCGUGGCACUCGGGGCUGUGGCAAGGUCAGAAAAAUCUGCAGAAAAAUCUAGGAAGAAAAGUGAAGAUAACACCGAAUCCAGCAAGCAAAAAAGCAGGCACGUCUCGAAAACAGCAAUAGUAUUGCUUGACCCUGAGGCAGAAUUUAAAGAUGGGGAAACUAUCAAAAAGAGAUCAAAUUUCCUUCCUCAGCAACAGCCAAUCGAAAUUCCAUUGUCUUACGUUGAUAAGAAUGGUAGAAUCACUCUGACACCAGAUCCCAAGCUUGCUCCAGAGGCAUACAAAGCAGGAAAGACCAUUACAUUCAAGGUUAGGGCUGCAAGUAGUAAUAAUGCACCAUCUACUCCAGAUGGGUCUAUGAUCUUUACUCCAACCUCACCAGGGACCAAGCCUACCUUCGAUAACCCACCACCAAUGUCACAGCCAGUGGGGAGACCAUUACUUGGCAAGACCGUCCUGAGGGUCGGAUCCACAGAGUCACCACCGGUUAGUCUGUCAGCAGGAGAGAUAGGCCACGAACACCAGAUCCAGGUGAGUCCUGAAGGAAUCAUCCGACUCAGCAAGCGAACACCCGUUCCCAUGCAAGUUUUCCUGCCACAAUUUCAGCAACAGCAGUCCCAACAGCAGCAGCCAGCCACCAUCAGGCUAACCAGCGGUGGAGCUACCGCUGGUGGAGAUAGUUCGUGUCCCAGUUGCCAUCGGAAGUCCAAUCCUGGGUUGGUACAACAGCAUAGUCAGCCUUCUUCAAAUGUGGCAAGCAAUGUCAGAGUGAUUCGCAUGUCACCCGGUAUCACACCCUCACCGGUCCAGCCUGUCCAACCCGUCCAGCCUCAACAACAGAGCCGUGUCCAGGUCAUACAACGACAAAACUCCAUGGGUUCUCCAAUGGGAUCUCCACCCGUGGAAGGCCAACAUGUCAUCAUUCAACAGCAGUCAAACCAAGCACCUCAGAGGCAUGGUCAGCACAUAGUUAUCAAAAGACAGGAUUCAGGAAAUCUCCAGUUCCAGGUGCGACCGGAGCAACAGAUGCAGCAACAGAUGCAGCCACAGAUGCAGCCACAGAUGCAGCAACAAGUGGGAUAUCAACAGCAGAUCUACCCGCAGCAAGGCUACACUCAACAAACCAGAUAUCCACAGGAGGUCUAUCAACAGCAGCAAAGCUACUCACAGCCGGGCUAUUCUAGUCCUCACAUUCAAUUACAAAGUGAUAGCAUCUCAAUUCCGAUCCAUCAAGGAAACCCAACCUAUCAAGGAAACCCGACCUAUCAGCGCCAGAUAAUACAACAGCCUGGUCCUCCUCAACAGGUCCAACAGCAGGUCCAGCAGGUCCAAACACCAGGCAGCUCUGGGGUGACCACCAUCAGGUUCGGAGAUGGAGCCCCGAUCAAGGUGACACCGGGACAAGGAAUGCGGUUCGUCAUUAAUCCAAAGUGAGGUAUAUUAUCAUGUGAAUUUAUGAAUAUUGGGGAAAGAGCUCAAUGUACACAUGCUCAUUGUGAAAUGACAUCUUGACAACAUCUAAAGAAAAUGUACUGUUAAACAUCAGAAUGAUAUGCUUUUGGUUGCAUGAUAUUGCCCUGAGCUUCGUGGUUCGUUAUCCAUGUUUUGCCACGGCUAUCUCUCGUGGUUAGCCGGAGAUCAAACCAAAUAUAAAGAUAACGUAACUAUCAUGACGAAAACAAAAGUAAAUGCAAACGGUAUGUCUGUUACCAGUGCUCCUAAAAUGGUCAAAAAUAUACUUAUGAAGUUAGGGUGAACAUUUAUGUUGAUUGUAAUGUAGCCCAUGCUAGGGGCUAUGUAUUCAAAUGGGUAAUUCUUCUAGCGAUCAAUUAUGGCAUAAAAACAACAUCACCUCGGUUGCUUUGGAAUUGGCUCUAUAAGAAUGCGAAGAUUUCUUCUCCAGUUAUUAAUGGGUCGUUUAAACGAAAGUAGUAAAUAGUUAAGAUAGAGGUGUAAAAAAAAACAAUGAUCUAAAUUUUCAGCAAUAAGAUUGGCAUUCCAACGUUCUGAUUUCAACUUGCUAAUGUGCCUUGUGACAUACUUUUCGUAUAAUCAACCAUACGAACCUUCAAACUUGUAUUUAGUAUCAACUAAAAUCGGAAGCUAGCCAUUCACGGUACGCACGGACCGUGGAAGUUUGACGUGGUUAAUGAACUUCAAGAAGCCACAAGGAUAGUUAGCUCCUGGCUUGUCCGUUUUUGAAUAAUUUUGAAUGUCUUCAAUCAUUAUCUCAACUCAACGAAACUCAUAUCACUAACAUUUAUAUAUACGAAUAUAAAGACGAAACUGAUGGUUGUCCGUUUUAUUUUGAGCAAAAAUUGUUAUCGAAAAAAAAAACACGAUCUGUAGGAUAUCGGAUUCGUCAACCUAAACAUGAACAGAAAUCCAAAAAGAAUCUUGCAAAAUAAGAAUCAGUGGUUAGACGGUUUGCUUGAUCUCUUAACAUCAACAAGUCAAGCAGAGAGAGUCGCGUAAAAUUGAUCAUAAUUAUAUUUCGAUCAAAACAAUCACUAUAUUCUAGACACCUUUCAUACUUUGUGGAAAGUAUGGAGCGGCUUUGCAUUAUGAACAAAGUUUUGUGUUCAUAAAUGUGAAAGUCCUAAAUCCCAUGUCACACAGCCAAGCGGACGCAAAACCGACCGAUUACCAACAAAAACUUUGGCCAGUGGAGGUGAUGUUUUUUGUUUUUUUGGUUUAUUGUUGGUCUGUUGUCGGCCUCCUUAGUUUACUGCGAUGCAGUGUAUUACAUACUUUCAUAAGUUAUUUACCCCAAAACAAAACAAAAACAAACAUUGAAUUGUGCUACUAUGUGAUAUAAAGUGUGUUUUUCAUUUUGAUAUUGAGGACAAAUAAGUCUUCUUCAAAAGUAUUGUACAUUAAGAAUAUGAUGGAUUUGUAUUUCAUCCAUUUUGCUUGUAUAAUUUGAAUGAUUGUAAUGUGGUAACGAGCCUUAUAUUUAUUCCUUAAAGAUGUGUGAUUGUAUAGUGCGUUAGUGCCAUACUAAACGCUCCUUUGAAUAUAGGCCUACAAAUAAUGUACAAUUGAAUAGUUUACCGAGGAAUGAGAACUUGUAAUUAUGUAAUAAAAUAGAACUAUUGUAACGUUUAAUUGAAUUAAUAGCAACGAUAGCAAGAACAAUAAAAUAGGCAAACAAAUUUGAAUAUUGGGAAGUUUUAAGCAUGUAUAAAAGGAGGUUAGCAAUAUAAAGGAAGUGUACAUACGAUAUUAGUUGUAAAGUAAAUGGAUGGAUGAGGUCUGUGCAAUUUUAUCGAAAUUCCUGGUUUUGUAAGAUAUUGAUACGAAAUUACAAAAGAACCGAUUUUAGGAAGGUUUUUGAUAACUGUGCUAUAAUGAGAAGGAGUAUAAUGCUAAGUCGAUCGUAGGGAUGGUAGAAAAUGACCAUUAUCAAAGUUCUAAAGCUGCUAGCAAAGUCACGUGUAAACCUAUAUGAAAUAACCGUUAAAAAAAGAGGUACAUAUUGUAAAGAGGGGAACGGAUGUGAAUGUGGCAACAUCAAUAGACCAAGACAAACGGAAAAGCUAUUAUGCUGGAAGAGAUUGAACAAUAUAAUCUGGUGUAGAAUUGUUUUCUCUUGGCAUUCAGUUUAUCUCUUAAUAAUCCUGUAGAAAACACGUACAAACGGGAAGCUCUACUCCUUACUCCUGAAAAGGGCUGGCUCUUUUCAAGAAUUUGUUGGGGUAAGAUUUAAGUUUUUGGCAAAUGCUUUGUAAAUUCGUCCAUUUUGUCGUCGAAAGUACUUUGAUGGUUAUAGGUAUUAACUGUACAACCUUUAUGUUUCGCUAUCUGAUAAGGAUGUGAUGAUAUACUAAGUAGUUUACACUCUAUUCAACUAUAUAUUAUGAUCGCAAUUUUUCUUCUUCGUUUUUUGAAAUGUUUUUGCUGUUUUUACGUAUUUAUCUACAACUUUAAUUUUUUUCAUCAUCUGGUUAUAUCCUUUCACAUUUUAAGGUUUUCUGUUCCACCGAAUUCUGUGAUCUCUGAUUCCUAUUCUUCUGCAUAAUAAUAUUGUCCGGUUUCGUACACGUUUCUGUUUACAUACGCAACUGUUUUAUUGUUAUUUUUUAACCAUGUAAUGGUAUUGGUUUAUUAAAGCUGCUUUUUGAAAAUGAAAGAAAAAGAUAUAACUACUUGUAGAGUACGUAAUAAUGAUUAUCUGUACUAGGUUAUUGUUCUACUGGUAGGUGAUAGUUGAUUCUCUAUACUAUUUAUAUAUGGUGUUUCUUGAAUUAUACUUUCUCGCAGUAAGUAAAUCGUGAAUAUUAAAGACGUUCCAAUGUAGAUAAUAGGUUUUAUGAUCUAUAUAAAAAAAAGAAGAUAACUAGGAAAAUGACAAAUGACAAUGAAAUUCAUGUCUUUCUGUUUGUACAUUGGCUAGGUAUAAAUUGUGUCAUCAUGUAACAAUUUGAUGGAUCAUGAUUGUUAGGAGACUGGUGUGUAAAUUCAUAGUAAUUUGAUGAAAUGUGAUGAAAUUACUCCUAUAUAAAAGAAAAAGACUGACAGAAAACAAAAAAGGAGAGGAAACGUAAUGUGUACAUGUAUUUAGAUGUGUAUAUCAAGAGGUGCCUUAAUUUUGAAAGUGAAAAAAGAUUUGUUUUCUACAGAAUACACAUAAAUGUAAAAAAUGUAAGUUUGAUACAUGUACCAGUAUUUAUUUUGCAAUAUGUAGAGUCUGUCUUUGAUAUUGUGUAGCUCUAAUCAAGUCAUUUUGGAAUAAAUUAAUAAACAUUUCUAAAUUAUUACAAACACGAGGAAGAAAGCUCAUGCGAAUUUAAAACAAUUUAAGAUGACGUGGUGAUUGUAGUUAUCAUAUUUUAUUUUAACUAAUGUGUCUCACCAUGGUAAUGAAUUCUUAGUGAUCUAAUAAUCUUCAGUUUAUUGCUUUUAAAAUAAGAAUUAUGUUUGCAAACUUUAAUUUGUUCUGAAGUACACAUCAUAAUGAGGGAGGGGUGAAACAUGAAACUAGAAAGACAUUUAUGAUAAUUUUGUUGCUAUAGAAUUUCAAAUACAAUGUUUGUAACUUAAUGCUUCCAUGUUUGACAAUGAUAACAAAAUAAACAACUCCUGUGUAACUCCGUAUGCAGUGUUUCAACAGA